GAUGGGCGCUUUCAUCGGAUGCCGCAGGAUUUUGCUUUUCCACAGCUAGAUGCGCUAAGUGUGUGGUGUAUUUGGCGGCUUGGCCACCCUGCUGCCGGAUACCCGCCUUUUCGGGCGCUGCAGCCAUCUGACUUCACGAAGACCAACCGCAAGAUGUUUUCGGAAUGGACGGUG
Phytophthora sojae is the source of this 174-nucleotide messenger RNA. RefSeq lists its product as hypothetical. The record is from RefSeq and is a predicted model, not a curated record. The annotation marks the transcript as partial. NCBI's taxonomy places the organism in Eukaryota, Oomycota, Peronosporomycetes, Peronosporales, Peronosporaceae. The transcript has a single exon.